Molecule: messenger RNA, 2017 nt
Organism: Solenopsis invicta (red fire ant)
Lineage: Eukaryota; Metazoa; Arthropoda; Insecta; Hymenoptera; Formicidae
Product: glutamate receptor ionotropic, delta-2-like
Exons: 7
Coding region: 136-1923 (595 amino acids)
Cellular component (GO): membrane
Molecular function (GO): glutamate-gated receptor activity
Source: RefSeq, a predicted model, not a curated record
AAUAUCAAAUCACUUUUAACAUUAAAAAUUCAUCCAUCAAGAAAUUACAUAUUCAUCUCAUUUAUGAUUUAGAGAAUAUCUAAUAGUGACGACACAAAUUCUAAGUGAAAUGCCGUGGAUAUCACAGAUUUGAACAUGACGACACUGGUGCACACGUGGACCCGAAAAUUCUCACAGCACCGAGUUAUGACUGUGACUAGAACUUUAUCGGAUCUGAUGAGCGAGUACAAGGGGUACCAGCAGAACAUCACGCGGCCGUUGUUCGUCAUUCUUCUCGACACCGAGCAGACUAUGAUCGAGUUUAGCGUGACCACGAAGACCAUAAAACCUAUAUCUUUCCCCUUCUGGCUCGUUAUAUUUCUUCAGCAUCUUGGAAAUAAUCCUCUCGAAGAGUACUGCAGACAUCCUACUGAUAAUGUAUUUAACGUGGAUUUUGGCACUCAGAUGUUGGUCCUGUGCUACGAUCGCCCAAACCUGGUCGAAUGGUAUGCCAUUCGUGAUAAUCGCACCAGAACAUUCGAUCUAGCCACAUGGACUCCCGACAAAGGUCUAAUCUUGAAGACGCUGGAGAACGUUUACGCCAGGAGAAGCGACAUGUUCGGCGACGUUAUACGCGUGGGAUCAGUAACCACGUCCCCGCUGGUCACACAUAAGAAUGAUGGUACGCUCGGCGGAUAUCUUGGUACGCUGCUGACACAACUCAGCAAAGAGAUGAAUUUCACGGUAAAGUUUUUGAAUCCGGUUGAGGCAUUUGGCUGGUUGAAUGAAGAGGGGACAGCUUGGACAGGUGUGAUCGGCCAAUUAAUGGCUGAUGAAGUUGAUCUCGGCGUAUCCGCGUUUACGAGGACAACCCGCAGACAAAAUGUCGUCGACUUCACGAUACCAUUGACACGCUCGCAUUAUCGUCUCUAUUAUAAGGAGGUUAAAAUUAACGAAGUGAACUGGUCCACGUACUUUAGGGCAUUCAGCUUUGAAGUUUGGAUAUCAUUAGUAAUAAUAAUAGUUAUCGCUACAAUUAUGUUGACUAUUAUGAAGGCAAAGGAGUUCUCGAUAAAUUUAAUAUUCGAAAACUAUAUUAAGGUUUGGGGAAUUUAUUGUCAACAGAGUCUGCCAGGAUUUCCUAAAGAUUCACCAAUGAGGUUGGCUUUUCUCUCGAUUUAUGCUUCAUCAAUAGUAACUUUGUCCAUGUAUUCUGCCUCUGCGAUCAGCUAUAUCACGCUGUCUACUACGCACAAAUCGCUUUUUACUACUUUGGAAGGUUUCGUUAAGGAUGGUUCUUAUAAAUUUCUCGUAUUGCUAAACAGCGCUGAAUACGACCUUCCUAGUCGUACUAAGGACCCCGUGUUCAUUAAACUGUAUACAUUAAAGGAUGAUAGAAAGAAUUUACCAGCAACAUUGUAUGAAGGAUUCGAACAAAUCUGCAGACGACCAAAUGUCGCAUUUUAUACGACGAUUUUGAACACAGCUUCCUUGGAUCUUAAUCUGAAAUGUACGAUAGGAUAUAUUGGCUCUGGAAGAAUCGAUAAUAUGGGACUAAUGCUACAGAAAGGUAGUCCGUACACUAGGUUCAUAAAUUAUCAAUUGCGGCGAUUUAACCUUAAUGGUGUUAUGAACAAGUUGAAAAAUGAAUAUAUGUCACCAAAUGUUCCUUUCAGUGGGACUGUUUUCGAAAAUGUCAGUCUUGUAGACGUAACGCCGAUUUUGACCAUAGUGUUAGGAAGUAUGAUCCUAGCACUAUUUAUCUUGAUAUUCGAAAAAAUAUAUAAUUCGUUUAAAACUCGACUUGAAAAGAAGUUGUUUAGAGACAUUAAAAAAUUUAAUAAUACUGUCAACAUAAGGAAUAAAUUGCAAAAGAGAAACAGUGAUCUAAAUCCAAUACUUAAAAAAUUUGAUUAUAGUAGACCGUUUGGAUAUUUGCCAUAACAAAAAGAAAAGAACUGCUUUGAAUGUUAAGUAUAUACAAAGACGUAAAAUAAUAUCUACGAUAUAUAAUCACGUUUAUAAAUUUAUGUAUUAA